Molecule: messenger RNA, 242 nt
Organism: Gongylonema pulchrum
Lineage: Eukaryota; Metazoa; Nematoda; Chromadorea; Rhabditida; Gongylonematidae
Source: the annotation of a GenBank genome assembly
AUGGAGGAAUUUGGUAGUUUCAGGACAACUGUUGAAGAUAACGAAAAUGGCCCAUCAUCUUUUGAAUAUAGCACAAAACGAAAUAUCACUACCGUCAAAAUAAAGCUUGGCGCAACUUCCGUUGUUUCGAUUUUGAAGAAAAAAGAUGACAGCAGCAGUGACGAGCCUUCCAUGUCCAAGAACCGGAUAUCAUACACAGGUUUAGUUGUUUGUUCAUUUUUGCGUAUUUUUUGUCGUUGAUA